Caenorhabditis auriculariae is the source of this 7834-nucleotide messenger RNA. The record is from the annotation of a GenBank genome assembly. NCBI's taxonomy places the organism in Eukaryota, Metazoa, Nematoda, Chromadorea, Rhabditida, Rhabditidae.
AUGGAAGAAGCGGAUCUCCGCUACGAGGACUACGUGCGUCGAAGGGACGCAGAAAUGGCUAAAAACGGGCGUUUUGCGCCCGUCGAAGAGCUACCCGAAGAGAAAGAAAAGGAUAAGCUCAAGGGCGAUGGCCGAUUCGAACUGUGAGUUUUUGAAAAAUCGAAAUUUCAUGAGGUAAAGCCUAGAUCUGAGAAAAUGAGGUAAAAUCGAAAUUCUACGAGAAACUGAAAAAAACUGAUGCUAAAUUUUAAUGUUAUUAGAACAUAGUUAUAGCCGAUUCACGGCUAACUAAUGGGCGUGGCCUGUCUGCGCUCUCCACUAACCAGGCACUAUCUCUUUUUUCUUAUCGUGUCAGAACCCAUUUUUCGAUGGCUCAAGCCAGCCGUGAAUCAGCUAUAAUACCCAAAUCUAAAAUUUGAAAAGAAGUAAAAAUAAAAAACAAAUAUAACAGAAUCUUUCGCUUUUUCUUGAGUUGGGAAAUCGUCGUUUUUUUUUCAAAAUGAUGAAAAAGUGAUUUUUUGAAGAUUCCUUCCAGAAAUUCAAGUGUUUUCAUGUAGUUUCUCGAUCUAAGGACGUGUUAUUCGACUCGAUUUCGAGCUCAGGAAUUACAAUUUAUUUUCGAAAUUUGCACCUUCGCAACAUUCAAUCAUUUUUGUUUUGUGAUAAGUUCCACUGUUGAAACGUAUCUCUUUGUACAUUUCAAACAGCGUGAUGAUUUAUUGACACGUUUCUUACGUUUUUUUUUAUUGUUUUAUCCUCUUUUUUUAAAAAGAAACAGCCAAAUAGGCUCAAAAUGGAUUAUCUAACUCUUUCGAAGAUCGUAAGCCCAAAAUUCCCUCAAACUGGAUUACUUCACAGUUUUGAGCUUCAUCUUUUUUUUAACAAAAAACAUUCCAAAAAGUAUACUCAUAAUAAGCGCUUUUCAUUGAGAAGAUAGAAGGAUUUUUUUUCGAAUCCAUGUCUCAAAAAAUGCCCAAUUUUUCGCAUGUUCUAGCCCUUUUCAGCAAUUUUUCAAGGUAAUGUCCCAAAUCAAGCAAAAAUUUUUUUUUAAAAAAAUGCGCAAUUUCGAUUUUUUUAGACUCUCAAAGCACCUGAAAACUAUCUCAAAAAAACUUUUUUUCCGUUAUUUCAAUCUUAAUAUCCUUGUUUUGAACUUGAAUUACCUUUUGCUUACAAUUUUUUUAUUUCCAAAAAAAUAUACCUAAAUUUUCAAAUAAAUUGAGAUCAACCCAACUAUGCUCGUUUAUUUCCCAACUCUUUCAAUCUUUCAAUCACAUGAUUCAGCAGAGCCUUUUUUUGAUUCCUCUGAUGUCUGAAUAAAUUGAAUUGAAUUGAAUUUCAAUCUUUACACUUUUUUUCUCUGAAUUUAAGCUAUUUUUUUCCAAAUCGUUUUUUUAAAAAUUUUUUUGUUACUUCCAAAUCAAAUAAAAAGCCUAAAACGGUCAAAGAUUUUUUAUUCAACUUUUACAGCUCUACGAAAAUCUUCUAAUCCACUUUUUCUUAAUUUCCACCCAAACUAAGGCCCAACAGCGAGUACCGAAGCGCUGGCUACAAGGAAAAAGCCUUGGAACUUGGAGAGGAUCCAAUUAUCGCCGUCAGGACUCUUCGGAAUAAUCUUCGAGUCAUGUCUCUGACCCACAAGGACAAAGACCGACCUGUCAAGGUUCCAAUCAAUUUUCGAAAAUUGAUAAUCAACUUGGAAUUUAUGCAGCUGUCUUUAAAAAAAAAUGCAACUUCGGACUAAUUUUUAAAAAAUACUGGCGGUAUUUGAAUGAGAUUCUGCCCUUUUCUGCUUAAAAAUUUUUUUUUCAAAAACCUUAGAAAAAUUUUUCAGAGAAGUCCUAUUAUAAACAAGAUUCCAUGUCAAAGUAAAAAAAUUUUAAAAAUCCCAAAUUUUUUUCUGAAAAAUUCUUGGAAAGCAAUCGAUAUUUUUUUCUUUACAAAUAGAGUCAAUGUUUCCCGACUUGAAAGGCGAGGGCAAGGGGCGGGACGCGUAGCGUGUGCGUACGCGGUUCUUGGCACGAGUUCAAUUCAACCGCGAGCGGGUAUUCAGAGAGCUUGUUUAUUGCUCUUUUCACUCCUUUUUCAAUUUUUUAUUGAUAUUUUCAUGUGUGCAUCAAAAAAUAGUAGAAAAUACAGAAAAGGAACGGUUGCCGAGCCUUUUAAUAGUCGGCGGCGAUUGAAUUGAACUGGCGCCAAAAACCGCGUACGCACACGCUACGCGUCCCGCUCCUUGCCCCGCCUACCUCGCUUUUCAAGUCGGGAAACAUUGACUAUAUUUUCAUUAGAAAAAAAAUUGCCGAAUCGAGAAAUCAUAGAUUUCUGAAAACUCAACAAUUCCAGGCGCACCUCUGCCAGUCCGCCUGUGAAGAACUUUCAAAAACCGAAGAAAAGUUGGUUGGAUUGAGCCACGACAGAUCCGACGCCAUUACCCGGGGAGAUGUUCAAAAAGCCCACAAAAUUCGGAGCGAGAUGGAAAAGGUAACUCUCUCAUUCUCUUACUUUUUGUCUCCCCCAUAGAUCUUUUUUUCGAUUUAUGAAGCUCAAAAAGAUGGCAAAAUACAGAUAUAAUGAUAAAAAAACCGUUAUUUCAAACUUAUGAAGCGUCUCAUUUCGAAUAGUUCGUUUUUCUCUUAUUUUGGAGUUACGAGGUUCAAAAAUUACACUUCAGUAACGUUUAAUCAAAAUUUCGUCCGGGGGCAAAAAAGGUAUAAAUAGCCCAUCAACAGAUAAAAUUUGACCUUUUACGCUCCAAGAGGCUCCAUUUUUCUGGAAAAAAAUCGUUUUCACUUGGCAAUUUGCCACAAAAAAAUGCACAAUUAAAAUUUUAAAAAAAUCGGAAAAAAAUCAAGAAAAAAAUCUUUCCGAUUCCUAAUUCCCUGAAUAUAUUUUUCAAUUUGAAUAGAGCGCACAAACUACUUCUUCUCACAGCUAUUUAUUCUCUUCUUGAAUCAAUUAAUUUCCUGGUAAAAUCAAAGAUUUCAGGUGAAAUCGGACGCAAUUCGUAACACCUACUCGGAUUUGAUGAUCGAAGAUUCACAGGUGAAAUUUUCUAGAAAAGAAACUUUAUGUGUUUAACAUUCGCUUUAAAUAAGCUUAUAAAAAUCCAUGACGAUGAACGUGUCAAACAAGCUUGAAGCUGCUAAAUUAUUUUGAUGAAACAGUAAAUUCAGUAAAAAAAAAAAUUUUUUUUUAUCUUUUUUCUAAAAAACUCUACUGGUAGUUUUGGACUUUGCCCAUGUAGUACUAAAUGCACAGAAGAUAUGAAAAAAUGGUUUCCUACUUGAAUUCAAAUUCUAUCAUUUUCUUACAGAUGAAAGCGUUCGGAGUGAACUCCAGAUGGACUCCAGACAAAAAUCCGUCGAACGAGAUGGUCUGGCGUCCCAUUUCUCCAGCCCCACCACCGAAGAGAGCCAUGUGAUUCUAGUCUUACUAUUUUGGGAGUCCUAAAUUUAUAAUUUAUGUUUCGGGUUUCAAAAAGUUCAGAAUAAUGUGCUUGGCACGUCUAUAAACUAACCUUUCUAAAAAGCCUGGAUGAAAAAAAGGUUUUUUGCAGCAUUUUCGGUCAGUUUCAAAGUUUUUCCAAAAUCUGAGUAAUUUUUGAGGUUUUUACCAGCGAAAAAAAAUCACUUCAGUUGAACUUCUCAUCAAAAAUCACCUGGAAACCUAGAGGAGAAAUUAUUUUUUCGCUAAAUAUUAAACAAAAAAACGCGCUUUAAAUCAUUUCCAAACGUUUUUAGAAAGGUUAGUUAACAGAGCAGCUGAGUUUUUCAGAGGAUUCAAUUUGAAUUUUUCAAAAAAUCACUCAGAAACCUGAAGAAAAAAUGAUUUUCAACCAAAAUUCCUAUUGAAAUAUCCUCAAAACCAUUCUCACAACGUUUUAAAAAUUCAAUUAACAAAAACCUUCCCUUCCAAAAAAGUAAUAUUCAAAAAUUACCCGAAAACUUGAAAUGGUCUUUCAGCCAAAUUUUACGCUGAAAUAUCAUCAAAACCCUUUCCAGAACCCCAAAACCACGAGAAAAUACGCCAAAUCAACGGAGGCAGAGUGUUCAAACGUCAGAAAAUCCAAGAGAAAAAACGCCGGAAGUUAGGAAAAUCCAGACGCCGUCCAAAAGUCGGCCGGCCAGUCAGAAAAGUCUUUCGAGGCCUUCCAGUAAGGUAAAUAUUUUAAAGAUCAAAAAUAUAGCUCAAGAAUGGGAUAAGUGAUUCAAAUUGAUAAGGUUACCGAAAAAAAUUUUUCAUGAAACUAACUUUUUAAUGAUAUUUUUUUGCACUUAUAAAUCUGCUAAAGUUUUACCGGCCCUCAGAAAAAAAUUGCUCGCUUCAAAAAAAAAAAAAUAAACUUGAAAAAAACAAUUAUUAUUUUCAACAUCUGGAACUUCAAAUUUUAUAAUAAUAUUGCUUUGAAUCAAUUUUUAAAAAAAGCCAUUUGGCGCUACCCAAAACAAUUAUCCAGGGCUGGAUUUAUGUAAUUUUUACAGAAGGAAUUCAAGAAAAAAACGGCCGUUUGGCUGAUUUACUCAAUACUAAUGUCAAUCAACCAAUAAUAAUCCCGAAUGGUGGAAAUAUGAUUCACGAUGAUCCUUACAAGGCUCCGACUGAUAUCGGGUAAGUUCUGGACUUUAUUGGGUUGGUGACAAUUUUAUAUACGGGCUUUAGACCAGAGCUUCAACCGAAAAUAAUAAAGCUUCAAAGACUUUUUCUUGAGCUUAUUUUUCAUACUUUAUAAGAAAAACUUGUAUUUUGAAUUUCAGCCAAUGUCCCCACUGCGGUAUAAUCGAAGACGGAUUGGGCCGUCCAGGUUCCUUGGAAAAACACUACGCGAGGUCUUGCAAAAUGAUGUGCAUGUGCAAGUUUUGCAUGAAAGUCGUCAUGGUGAGUUUUUUUUUGAUGGAUAAAAAAUCAGAAACUCUCAAAAGGCGAAUUUUUCAAUUUUUCAAAUCGCUGGAGAACUUUUAAGCGUUUUUUUAAAUAUUUUUGACUUUCUGACUGUCCUCUCACGAACCAUACAGUGGAGUCAAACCGAAAAAAGUAGGGUAUCAAGAAAAUAAAUGGAAAAAAUCCUAAAAAAAUACAAGGAGGAAAGUAUUUUUUCGGAAAUUCGCACCACCGACUUUCCACUAAAAAAUUUUUCUGAGGCUAACUUUUCCAGAUCCCCCAACUAACCGACCACUACAUAAAUCGGUGCGAGUUUCUCAGGGGACAAAUGGAAAAAUGCAAAAAUUGCGGCCUUUCGACUUCCAUAGAAGAUCAGACUAACAAUGCUAGUCACGCCAUGUGUAGAGGUACUUUUUUUUAUCAAAAAUAUCGAAUUUUCUGAGCAAAUCCCUGGAAAAAGCCGUUAAAAAGCUAAGAUCCUGCUGAUUUCACAGAUGAAUACCUAAUUUAGAGAAAUCUUGAAAAAUAAUUUUUUUGCGUCAAAAAUUCAUAUAGUCGAUUCACGGCUAGCUUGGGACUUAGGGGGCGUGGCCUGGGCACUAUCUCUCAAGUCAGACGUGGAUCAGCUGUACCCGAUUCUCUCACGAACAAGUCGGGGGAAAAUCAUUUCUAAUUAUCCUCCAAAUGAAGCGUAUGCUUGGCGGGCAUUCGACAAGUCGCGAACUUUUCGACUCUUUUUUUUUUUUCAUAAUUUCCACGUUUAGCCGUGGAUCAGCUAUAAAUCCUUCCGGGGUUUUUUGGUGAAUAUCUCGUUUCUUCUCUGGAGGGACAAUUAGAAAAUAAAAGUUAUAGUCUGUGUACCACGACUUGGAAUUUCCCCAAACGACACUCCGCUGUGUCGCUGCGCGCCUUUGCGAACCUUUUCGCGCUUUUAAUUUUUUUUUCCUUUUAUAAGGUACUCUACUUUCAUUUGUUACCACAGCAAUAACAAUCAAUUGAAAACGUGACCUAGAUUCGAAAGACGCUCAGCGAACGGAAGCAGCGGAGCUGCGGAAUGUCGUUCGGUGAAAUUUCAAGUCGUGACACACAUCAUCCCAAAGAAAAACCGAAAAUAGCUUGAAAAUUGAAUUAGCAAGUCUAUUUUUGAUUUUUCGGAGUAUAAAUUACAGCAGAAAGCACAGAAGAAAUCUCAUGAAACCGGUCAAAACAGAGCUCAAAAUUUUUUCGAAUCUUGCCAAAUUCCUACGUCUCAAUUUUAAAGAGGCGCUUGGAGCUGCUUCGUCACUUUCAGUUUUUUGGUUCAAAGGCUCGAGAUGAAACGCGGCGGCUUGAUUGGACGGCUCAAAUUAUUUGGCAAAUGUCCAAUAAAAUCCUUUCAAAAUUUUCUCCUUGCCAAAUGGGCGGAGCCAACCAAUCACUCUGUAACGAUCUGCGAUACUUUUAAACUAGACAAGGUUUCAAAGCGACAAGUCAGUUUUGACCGAGGAAUGAAAUUCCCAAAAAAAAGGUUUAUUUUCAGGACGCCAACCCCCUCCAGGCGCUCAAUGGUGUCCAUUAUGUACAAUAGCUGUGGACGAAAAUAAAGAGGUUUUAAGAUCUUAGACAAAAAUAACAGUUUUUUUUCGGCCGAUUUUGAUUUAAUGAACCUUGUUUGAUAAGAAACUUUCCUGAACCUCUAAACAUGAAUAAAUUGUCAUUUUUUUCCUUUAUCAGUCUAAAAUGAUUGAUCAUUUCCCAGAAUUGGAUCCGUCACGCGCUAAAUGAAUGUUACAACAACCCGAGGAAGAACGGGCCCGAGAGAGAUCCGAGAGAAGUUCAAAAAGAAAGAUCCGAGUUGACUAGAGGGUAUGAAAUAAAGUAAAAAGGAUGCCGUGUUCGGAGUGAUUUCCGUGAGUAUCUCUCUCUUCACAAUCUAUUUAUCUUUUUCUUUUUGUAACGACUGGUUUGGAUUUCGUAGAAAAAGGAUGGUACGACAAAAUCUCAAGUCCGCAAAUCUUGAGGACCGUAAUCUUGUGUACGCAGAUCUAAAGUCCCAUAAACGGAAAGCAAAAAUCACACUUUUGCGAAUAUAUUCUAUCAGAGAUUGUAUUCGGUGAUCCAAAAAAGAGAAUAUAAGUAGAUAAAGUGAAAUAAAUAAGACUAAAAAGGGAUAUUUUUGCUUUCCAAGAUUAUGGGACUUGAGAUCUGCGUACACAAGAUUACAGUCCUCAAGAUUUGCGGACUUGAGAUUUUGUCGUACCAUCGGAAUCACUUUGAACACAGAAUAGGGUCCUGCCAAUCAGAGAAAAGAAAAAAUGAAGAUCUGGCGCAGAAAAUUUGAAAAUCUUAUCAGAUUAUCAUGUUCGAAAAGAAUCUCGAUUCAAAUUUACAGAAACGAUAAAGAAAAACAGAGUGACGAAGCCGAAGCCGAAAAAUAUCCCCAACACGUUCCAGUUCAAUUUGUUGGAAAUUCCGCUUCCAACAGAAUGAUUGACGCGGACAAACUGGUGGUCGCUUUACAGGUUAGUCGGAUAAAAAAAAAUGAAAUUAAUUAUUUUUCUAACUUGAGAAGCUAGCCUAACGAUUAGGUGUUCAUUUGUGAGGCUCACAGAAUUUGCAAGCAACAAUUUUCUGGAAAAUUUCGAAUAAUUAUAAGAAAAUUCUAUUCUUCAAGCAAAAAAAAUUCAAAAACAAAGGGUUUUUUUUCAAUCUAGAUUGAAAAAACCUUUUUUCUAUAGUAACUUAUCAUUGGUGAGUUCACAAAUAAUUUCAAUUUCAAAAUUAAUUUUUUUCACUCAAGUUUUUUUGUCUCUUUUUCCAAUUCAUUGACAGUUUACAAAUCCUGUAACAGUUUCCAAAAAAUUAGCGGAAUAAAUAACGAACCUUUUAAAAAUUGCAGGAAAUCCAAGAGCGAAAGAAGGCCGAGAAGCGCAGGAAGCAGAAGGAAAUAAUGGAUUCAGAGACGGUCGAACCAUGA